Myripristis murdjan (pinecone soldierfish) is the source of this 1714-nucleotide messenger RNA. It is a transcript of the gene chrna3, whose product is annotated as cholinergic receptor, nicotinic, alpha 3. The coding region runs from base 183 to 1694 and encodes 503 amino acids. The record is from RefSeq and is a predicted model, not a curated record. Gene Ontology annotation, biological process: monoatomic ion transmembrane transport. Gene Ontology annotation, molecular function: acetylcholine-gated monoatomic cation-selective channel activity; transmembrane signaling receptor activity. NCBI's taxonomy places the organism in Eukaryota, Metazoa, Chordata, Actinopteri, Holocentriformes, Holocentridae. The transcript is spliced from 6 exons. Gene Ontology annotation, cellular component: postsynaptic membrane.
UGAAACCUCGGUCUUUAUUGCUUUUGCCCACCUGUUUCCUCCUCCUCCUCUGUCUUCUGUCGGGAGGCUCCUGCUCAGAGGCAGAGCACAAGCUUUUCUCUGUGAUAUUCUCCAGCUACAACCAAUACAUACGACCAGUGGAAAAUGUGUCUGACCCAGUCAUCGUACAGUUUGAAGUGUCGAUGUCACAGCUAGUCAAAGUGGAUGAAGUCAACCAGAUCAUGGAGACAAAUCUGUGGCUGAGACAUAUCUGGAAUGACUACAAACUCAGAUGGGAUCCAAAAGAUUUCGGAGGCGUAGAGUUUAUCCGUGUGCCAUCCAACAGGAUAUGGAAGCCGGACAUCGUGUUGUACAACAAUGCAGUGGGAGACUUCCAGGUGGAUGACAAAACAAAGGCACUCCUACGUUACAACGGUGAUGUGACCUGGAUCCCUCCCGCCAUAUUCAAAAGUUCUUGCAAGAUUGACGUCACCUACUUCCCCUUUGACUACCAAAACUGCACCAUGAAGUUUGGCUCCUGGACCUACGACAAAGCCAAGAUUGAUCUUGUGCUGAUUGGCUCAACCAUCAACCUCAGGGACUUCUGGGAGAGUGGCGAGUGGAUGAUCAUUGAUGCCCCUGGUUACAAACAUGACAUUAAGUACAACUGCUGCGAGGAAAUCUAUACAGACAUUACGUACUCUUUGUACAUCCGCCGCCUGCCUCUGUUCUACACCAUCAACAUGAUCAUUCCCUGCCUCCUCAUUUCCUUUCUUACUGUGCUGGUUUUUUACUUGCCCUCAGAUUGUGGAGAAAAAGUCACCCUGUGUAUCUCAGUCCUGCUCUCUCUAACUGUGUUCCUGCUGGUCAUCACAGAGACCAUCCCCUCCACCUCGCUUGUCAUCCCCCUGAUUGGUGAGUACUUACUCUUCACCAUGAUCUUCGUCACCCUCUCCAUCGUUAUCACCGUUUUUGUGCUGAACGUCCACUACCGCACACCAAAGACCCACACGAUGCCCUGCUGGGUCCGAAGUGUGUUCUUGGGACUGCUUCCCAGGGUGAUGUUCAUGACCAGGCCAGAGAGGGACCCGGAGGGUGUGCCACUGCCUGGCGCCAUGCAGCCGUUGCAUUCUAGGCCUUGUGCCAUCCAUUCAUCAGGUACUCUGCAAAAGCAGCAUAAACCUCAGGCCCUGCCCUCCAGUGUGGUGUCCACCCUGACUCAUCGCCAGCGGCUUUUCAUAAACACAGAGCUCUCCAACCUCAACAACUUGAGUGGAGACCCAGCAAAGGCUCAGGGCUCUGGGUUCCUGUGCCGCGAAGGUCGCUGCAACUGCUGCUGGCAACAGAGAUCCACCAAACUACCGGCAGACUCUGGGGGAGGGAGUGGAGGGCUCGGCAGCCUGGGGGGCCUCAGCGGAGGCGGUACUGUUGGACGGGCUGGUGGAGGGGGAAGUCCAUGCUCCAGCUCCGAGUCUCUGGACGGAGGACUAAUGUCCCUGUCACUCCUUUCACCAGAGGUCAGGGAGGCUAUCGAGAGUGUCAAGUACAUAGCGGAGAACAUGAGACUACAGAAUGAAGCAAAGGAGGUUCAGGAUGACUGGAAGUAUGUUGCCAUGGUGAUCGACAGGAUCUUCCUGUGGGUUUUUGUCCUGGUGUGCAUCCUGGGAACAGCUGGCCUCUUUCUUCAGCCUCUUUUACUUGGGGAGGACAUUUAACUCAGUUUGACAAAAAACUA